UCACUCACCCCCCGUUGCAUUCCCUCAUUCGCUGAUGAGCGUCCUACCGUCGGGGAAGGUUUCAUCUCAAUAAAAAAAAAAUCUCUGAUAUCAGUGACGCUUCGGUACGGUGAUAACACAGUGAGCAUUACGAGCAAUGGUACAAUGAACAAAAUUUUGUGCCUCGGAUACAUUUUAACAGUCAUCGCUGUACCAAUAACCUCAUAUGACUAUGAAUGCAACCAACCACUGCUCCAGAAAGCCCAGCUGAAGGCGACCUCCCACAUGCCUGGUAGAGAACCAAAAGAUGCUCAACUGAAUGGGUAUAGUGCUUGGACACCAGAAGACAAUUCUUACAAUCAGCAUCUUACUGUGAACUUGGGGGAGAGAUGUGAGAUAAGGAGUAUUGCGACACGUGGACGUGCAAAGACGAAUGAAUUCGUUACUGAAUAUAUUGUGGAGUACUCUGACGAUGGCAAUGCCUGGACUAGUUAUGAGAGUCAGGACGGCGUUGAAGAGAUGUUCAAAGGAAACACAGACGCCGAAUCGAUAAAGCUGAACAAAUUCGAAGUGCCUAUUAUAGCCCAAUGGAUCCGAAUAAAUCCGACACGGUGGCAGGACAGGAUAUCAAUGCGUCUGGAGCUUUAUGGCUGUGAAUACAAUGCCGAUGUAAUAUCGUUUCAUGGCACCUCCCUCGUGCGACUGGACCUCCUGCGUGAGCCGAUUGAAACCGAUCGACACUCAAUACGUUUUCGUUUUAAGACGAACAAUGCCGAUGGUGUACUCCUGUACUCUCGUGGUAGCCAGGGGGAUUUCAUAGCAGUACAAUUACGUGACAAUAGAAUGCUAUUGAACAUCGAUCUAGGAUCUGGAAUAACAACAAGCCUCUCCGUUGGGAGUCUUCUCGACGAUAACAUGUGGCACGACGUACUUAUUUCUAGAAAUAGAAAAAAUAUAGCAUUCUCGGUGGAUAGGGUCAUUGUGAAGGGCCGGAUAAAAGGGGAAUUUCAUCGAUUGGAUCUCAAUAGAGAGCUCUUCGUUGGUGGUGUACCUAAUGUACAAGAGGGACUCGUUGUCACUCAGAAUUUCUCGGGAUGCAUUGAGAAUCUCCACUUGAAUAAAACUAAUUUAUUCAGGGAAUUGAAGGAUGCUGAGGCGACCGGGGAGAAUCUGAGGUACCACAGGAUCAAUACUAUUUACAGCUGUCCUCAGCCACAAAUUAUUCCUGUGACAUUUUUAAAACCAAGAACGUACGUCAGAAUUAAGGGAUAUGAGAGCGCUCUUUCCCUGAAUGUAUCGCUGGCUUUUCGAACUUAUGAGGCCCGGGGAAUGCUUCUCUUUCAUCAGUUCACGACUCCAGGGUAUGUGAAAAUGUUCUUGGAAGACGGGAAAAUUAAGAUUCAGAUCGAGACAAAGGGAAGUCCCACUGCUAUUCUAGAUAAUUUCGAAGAGAGAUUCGAUGAUGGCAAGUGGCAUCAGGUUAUUCUCACGGUUGGCAAGAAUAGCAUUGUUUUGAAUGUCGAUGGCAGACCCAUGAGGACCAAGAGAGUACUGGAGAUGAGCACUGGAGCCAUUUAUUUGAUUGGCGGGGGAAUUUCGGGAAUGGGGUCAAAUGUGGGAUUUGUGGGGUGCAUGAGACAGAUUAGUAUUGAUGGGAAUAUCAAGGCCCCCAGUGAUUGGCAGGGUGAUGAUUUUUGCUGCAAAAAUGAAAUUGUCUUUGACGCCUGCCAAAUGCUCGAUCGCUGCAAUCCUAAUCCUUGUAAACAUGGGGGAAUCUGCAGGCAGAACUCCGAUGAGUUUUUCUGUGACUGCAGUAGCACGGGGUAUGCUGGAGCUGUUUGCCAUACAUCUCUUCAUCCCCUCUCCUGUGAGGCCCACAAAAACAAAAAUGCCGUUCAUCAACGAGCUGAGAUCAAAAUAGACGUUGAUGGCAGCGGUCCCUUGGAUCCAUUCCCAGUCACCUGUGAAUUUUAUCCAGACGGACGGGUAAUGACGGUCAUUCGACAUAGCAACGAAUUGCCCACACCAGUGGAUGGCUUCCAGGAGCCUGGUAGCUUCGUCCAAGAUAUCAAUUAUGACGCUGAUCUCGAUCAAAUUCAGGCUGUACUCAACAGAUCCUCUAAUUGCAGACAGAGGAUCAAUUACUCCUGCAAGCAUUCCAAGCUUUUUAAUAGUCCAGUGCCUCAGACGGCCGAAUUUGAGCCAAAUUCCUGGUGGGUUAGUAGAAACAACCAAAAAAUGGAUUACUGGGGCGGUGCACUACCAGGAUCACGAAAAUGUGAAUGCGGAGUUCUAGGAAAUUGUGCUGAUCCCACAAAAUGGUGUAAUUGUGAUUCUGGAUUAGAGGGUUGGCUCGAGGAUGGUGGUGAUAUCACGGAAAAGGAGUACCUGCCUGUACGACAAUUACGACUUGGUGAUACUGGUACACCAUUGGACGAGAAAGAGGGUCAAUACACUCUUGGCCCCCUUAUUUGCGAGGGAGAUCAUUUAUUCAAAAAUGUGGUGACGUUCCGCAUAGCCGACGCAACGAUUAAUCUUCCUACAUUCGAUAUGGGGCACAGUGGAGACAUUUACUUUGAAUUUAAAACAACGACAUCCGAUGCCGUAAUAAUUCACAGUACUGGUCCAACGGACUAUAUUAAAAUAUCGAUCACCAAUGGUAAUCAGAUACAAUUCCAAUAUCAAGCGGGCGAUGGUCCAAUGACUGUUAGUGUGCAGACGUCUGCUAUGUUAGCAGACGACAAUUGGCAUUCAGUGUCUGUAGAGAGGAAUCGAAAAGAAGCGAGAAUUGUCUUGGAUGGUGCAUUGAGAAAUGAAAUAAGGGAGCCAGCUGGACCAGUUCGAGCUCUUCAUCUUACGUCGGACCUAGUUGUUGGUGCUUCUACGAAAUUCAGGGAGGGCUUUGUUGGUUGCAUUAGGGCAUUACUGCUGAAUGGAAAACUACAGGACUUGACAAAGUAUGGGAGGGUGCCAAUUUAUGGAGUCAGUGAGGGUUGUAUUGGGAGGUGUGAGAGCAAUCCUUGUCUCAAUAAUGGCACUUGCUAUGAGAGAUAUGAUGGCUACAGUUGUGACUGCAGAUGGACUUCCUUUAAGGGACCUAUUUGUGCUGAUGAAAUCGGAGUGAACGUACGCCCCGACUCAAUGAUAAAGUACGACUUCACGGGCACCUGGCGUUCCACAAUAUCUGAAAAAAUUCGAAUAGGUUUCACAACAACGAAUCCCCAGGGUUUCCUAUUGGGUCUCUUCUCAAACAUCUCCGGGGAAUACAUGACAAUAAUGAUCGCUCGCAGUGGAUACCUCCGAGUCGUCUUCGAUUUUGGGUUUGAACGACAAGAGGUGCUCUUCCCAUCGAAAAACUUCGGCUUGGGACAGUACCAUGACCUCCGCGUCACCAGGAAAAAUAAUGGAGCAACAAUGGUCCUCCAGGUUGACAAUUACGAGCCCAAGGAGUUUGAUUUCGAUAUAAAAGCCUCUGCAGAUGCUCAAUUCAAUAAUAUUCAGUAUAUGUACAUCGGGAGAAACGAAUCCAUGCCUGAAGGCUUUGGGGGGUGCAUCUCGAGGGUUGAGUUCGAUGAUAUUUACCCCUUGAAACUGCUUUUCCAGCAGGAUAGACCCUCCAACAUCAGAUCCAUUGGGGGACAGGUGAUGGAAGAUUUUUGCGGUGUCGAACCCAUCACUCAUCCCCCAAAUGUCAUGGAAACUCGACCUCCCCCUGUGGUCGAUGAAGAGAAAGUUCGUGCUGCUUACAAUGAGACUGACACUGCUAUACUUGGGAGUGUGCUAUCAGUGAUCAUCAUUGCGCUGAUCAUCAUGGCUGUUUUGAUAGGGAGAUACAUGGCUAGGCAUAAGGGAGAGUACUUGACGCAGGAGGACAAAGGAGCUGAGAUGGCACUUGAUCCGGAUUCUGCUGUUGUUCAUUCGGCGACUGGACAUCAGGUACAAAAAAAGAAAGAGUGGUUUAUCUGAAAAGGGACUACUGGGAUUGUCAAAAGUUUACUACUCUAGAGAAUCAUGAGUUGGAAUAUUUCAUUCUUCGAUGAGGUGAUUAUUCCAAUUGAGGGACGAGAGAAUUUGUUUUGGCUUUCUUUUGCAUUUUCCCAAAAAAAUAAGACUUAUUAUUUUAGACAGUAAGAGGUUCUGAUAAUUCAUUCAUGAGAUUUUCGCCAAUUAUUCUUUAGCAUUUUUUAAAAGUAACACAGAGGUAAAUAUAGCUUCUGUAUCGGUGACUCAUUUUUAGAGACGACCUUAGGAAAUUAGGUUGAGUGUAAAGACAUUUAUUUUUGUUUUUCUUUUGCAUUUUUUAAAAAUAUAAUACUCAAACAGAGAAGUGAAUACACUCUGUGAAUCGGUGACUAAUUAGAACCAAAGUUUGAUCAUUAACGUAAUAUCAUAACGUAAUAACUGUAUUACUUGAUCUUUAAACUCAUUCAUUGGAGGUGAAACAUGAAUUUUUCAUUCUCACAUCUUCUAAGCAUUGAAACGUCGGACGAUAUUUUUCAUUAGAGCAAAUUCUUCGAAUGACUGAAUUAAUGAAACAAUACAAAAAGCAAUUUACUAUGAUUUAUCACGCCACUGAUAGAACUUUUCAAGGAUCUUAUUUAUAUUCUUGUCAUUUUACAACUUUUACGUUUGAUUUUUUCAUUUGUGUUUUACAAGAUUCGUGUGAGUAGAAUUAGAAAAAGACAAAAUUUACUCCAAAUGCAUGAAUUUGUUAUUCUUAAGAGAAAAAUGUCGAAAUGCCAUAGAAAUUACUUAAACGGCAAUAGUGGAAUGUUGCGCUCAAGAGUAACACAGUAAUUUCAAUUUAUUAUUUUAUACCCUCAAGGAGUGCUAGACUGCUAUUUUUAAUUCUUAUUCAUGUUAUUUUUCUUUUAUCCCAGUAAUGUAAUUUUUUUACCGUCCAACAACAUUUUUUUAAUUUUUCAUCUAGAUUUAUUUUAUUUUCUAAGUCAUACAUUUUCUUUAUUCUUUUAUUUUAUCAUGUAAACUUCCCACUCCGAUAUCACUCAGCAAUAAGGAAUAAUGAAUUUGUCAGGUGAAGCUUGCAAUGAAGAUAAAUAUGCAAAUGAAUUGUAUAUAAACAGUAUUUAUAAUUAAAAAAUGACAAAAAUCAGUAAUUUUGUACUGCUAGAUAUUUUCCACGUUUCCCGAUCAUUGGGAACUUUAGAUUGGAAGAUAAUAAAGAGAAUAAGAAUAAAGUGUACAGAGCUGUGAUGAAAAUAAUCCAUUGUAUUAUUCUUUUUGUAAUAUGGAAUCAACUACUCAUCAUAAAAAAACUCCCAUUCAUUAUAAAAAGGAACAAUAUUUUCUUAUUGAUUAAUAUGCUUUGCGAUUGAACUGGAAUAUCAGUUCUAAUAACUAAUUAUCAUAGCUUCGAGCUCGUAUAGUAACUCCUCAGAUGAUUUCUACAUCCUUGUAUAGUUAUGAUUCAAACAAAUCCACAAAUGGGAAGAAAGAAAAAGAUUUAUUGGGAAACAAAAAGAGCGUAUUCCAGUAUUCCUAUGGAAAUGAUUUCCAUAGCUCUAAAUUUCUAACUAAAAAAAAAUCCAUGAAAGAAAAAACAUCAAAAUUUUACUCGCUUUUUUCAUUGACAAAUAUUGAUCAAGCAUUAAACUUAAAAAAAAAAGAAUAAUCGCUUCCCUUUAUUUCCAAAAAACAUCUUAAACACUCCACUAAGAGAUCCUGUAAACCUUCCGGGAAAUGAUGUUCCAUUAGUACAAAACAUGCAUCAUAUAAAAUUCGGACAUCUCUCCCAAUUUCUUCCGAAUCGUCACCACAUACUCAUAGAAAAAAAACUUGCGGAAACAGUAUAAAAAAUCCUAAGGGGAUGCGAAGUACAAAAGAAGAAAAAUGGCACCUGAGUAGUAGUCAUUUGAUAAAAAAAAAAAAGAA
This is a messenger RNA of Diachasmimorpha longicaudata, 5871 nucleotides long. It is a transcript of the gene Nrx-IV, whose product is annotated as neurexin-4-like. The transcript has 8 exons. Lineage: Eukaryota; Metazoa; Arthropoda; Insecta; Hymenoptera; Braconidae. Bases 145 to 3945 code for a protein of 1266 amino acids. The record is from RefSeq and is a predicted model, not a curated record.